CAAGUGCUUUUAGUGAAUCCCGGGCAAAUAGGGAUGGAAGUUUCUAAACUGCUCUGUCUCUGUAACCUAUUGAAGGAUCCUCUGUUCUGAGUUUCUCCUCCUCUUUUCUCUCUAAAACUCCAGUUAACUUCGUACAGAGAGGCUCUUGGUUUUCUCUCGCUUCUUCUCUCUCUCUCUCCCUGAACUUCUACAGUUCCACCGCUUCCUCUUGUCUCUCUAUUGCCAUGAAUCUCAUCAAUAUUCUGAGGCUGCAGAAGCGGGCGUUAUUUUUCCUCUCAGAGAAGCCCCCUUUGUACAUGGUUUUUGCUUCUCAAUACUCAACAGCUCCUUCCACUGAAGAAUAUGCGAAAAGGAAUUAUGCAAAAAAUGCCUCAGAAUAUAACACUGUUUUGAGUUGCCUUAUUUCUCAGAAAAGGCACUUCUUGUUGAGAGAUGUGUAUGAAGACAUGCUGUUAGAUGGAGUUCAGCCAGUUAGAGAUGUUUUCCAUUCAUUGAUUGUUGGUACAAUGAAAGGGGCCAGACUCCAAGAUGCUUUUUUCUUUAGAGAUGAGAUGAAAUCAAUGGGAUUGCUCCCUGAUGUUGCUCUGUAUAACUUCCUGACCUCUACCUGUGGGAAAUGCAAAAAUUCUGACAGUGCAAUUAAUCUUUUGGAAGAAAUGAAAAGGACUGGGGUCAAACCAAAUGGGCAGACAUAUGUCUGUCUCCUGAAUGCUUGUGCAACAGAUGGUCGUAUUGAUCGAGUGUAUGCUAUUGUUCGUGAUAUGACCUCAGCAGGUCUUGGUUUAAACAAGUUUUGCUAUGCCGGAUUGAUAACUGCAUAUAAAAAUAAGGUGCCUGCAACGGAGGAAACAACAACAAAAGUCAUUGAGCUUGUCAAGCAGUCCAAGGGGUGGUCAUCUGUAGAUGCUUCAAGUGAAAUUGCGGAGAAUGUGAUGAUGGGUGUUUCUGAAGAAGAACUUUAUAAUUUACCCACUGCAGAAUUUGUUCAUAGGCGUGCAUUUUUGAACAGGCAAAUGACGGUGUAUCAUGUCGCACUACAUGCUUGUGCUGAUUUGAAGAGUAUGGAGACACUAGAAACAAUUCUGGAGAUGAUGAAGCAGGACGGAUAUUCUGCUGAUGUGUUUGUUGUGAUGCAGCAGAUGAGGUGUUAUUUGCACUGUGGGGACCUGGAUCGUGGUGUUAGGAUUUUUGAGGACUACUUCAAUUCUGGAAAACCACCUAUGAUAGAGUUAUACGUGACACUAAUAGAAGGUGCCAUGGUUGGAUAUACUCCCCGGGGAAUGCAAAUAGCUCAAGAAACAUUGGAGAAAAUGACAGCAAGAGGAUUUUUCUUGAAUCUGAGAAUGGGCAAUGAUCUCCUCCUAGCAGCUGCAGGAGAAAAGACUGGAGGUUAUACAACUGCCAAUUACAUAUGGGACCUGCUUCAGAGUCGCAAGAUCACCCCAUCUUUUCCUGCUGUUGAUGCCUACUACAAGGGCUUAAAGGACCGAGAAAUACCUGCCGAUGACCCUAGGCUCUUACUGGUGGCUCGAACACAUGACAACCAGCGCAUGAGAUUUGGAGCCAGGCCUUUGUAGAAACACCUCACUGAAACCCCUUACUUCUAAACCUUUUAGCCAUUUACUUCAACACUGAUUUAGAGGGUACAUUUUUCUCCCUUUUAUUCAGAUUUUCUUCCUACGGGUUUCAAAUGGGAGCUAGUUUUCCCCUCUUUUAUUUGGUAUUUUGCUAUGUUUAUUAACUAAGUAAAAUUCUGUACAGUUACUGCCAAGAAAAUAAGGCAUUGUAUGACCUUAGAAACUCUGAGAUUUUGGUUUGGUCUCGUCACAUCGGGCAAUUUCUAGUAGCUUUUGUUGGUCUUCAAUGCCUGUGAUAUUUUCUUUGUUAGUCUGUCGAGAUGGAUUUGGUUUUGAUGGUUA
Molecule: messenger RNA, 1919 nt
Organism: Amborella trichopoda
Lineage: Eukaryota; Viridiplantae; Streptophyta; Magnoliopsida; Amborellales; Amborellaceae
Product: Pentatricopeptide repeat (PPR) superfamily protein
Cellular component (GO): mitochondrion
Molecular function (GO): protein binding
Source: RefSeq, a predicted model, not a curated record